Molecule: messenger RNA, 3846 nt
Organism: Bicyclus anynana (squinting bush brown)
Lineage: Eukaryota; Metazoa; Arthropoda; Insecta; Lepidoptera; Nymphalidae
Exons: 5
Coding region: 282-731 (149 amino acids)
Source: RefSeq, a predicted model, not a curated record
AUAGGGACUGUGGUACAAAACCAAAGAGUAAAUUAAGUACGAAGCAAAUCAAUAAUCGUUACAAAAUACAAAUACGAAAUCUCAAAAUACCGUAGUAAAUACAAAUAAUUUUUCCAAAAAAAUUAAGAACAUAUCGACUUAACUUUAUAAAUGUUAAACAAUUCCAACUGUGGAUAAAGAAAUAAGAAAUCAAUUUAUUUUAUAUUCAUCACAUCUGCAAGAAAAAGUAGUUCGAGUGGGUGGUUAGAAUUAGAACCUGGUCCUGGUUGUGAACCAACAAAAUGACUGAAACGCGCAAAGUUCCGAAACCCUUGGUGAUUGAGUCCUGGUACACGAACCCAGUCGAUCUAGCUCUGAGCUUCCUGGCAGAGAACGGCUGGAACCUUCUAGUCCUUGGAGCAUUGUGCCACUUCUUUUAUGAGCACGUGGGGCCAUACCUUCGGCGCUGGCGCCGCGCGCGCGCUCAUACUGACUACGAGUAUCAUAAAGACCCCGCCGAAGUCCAGACGAGCAAGGAGGGUCUGGAGCAGCAGCGUCUGCUGAAGGAAGCCUCGCUGAGAGACCGACAGCUGAAGCGAGAGCGAGCGGAGCGCAGGCGCCAGCAGAAGCUGCAGAAAUAUCUCGCUGAAGAAGAACUCGGACUCGAAUCUGAAGAUGAAGGCUGCCUCCCGGCAUCUGUGAACGGUGAGCUCAAGCGCUCGGUGUCCUUUCGCGGCGAAAGCUCGGACUAGACUGACCGCGCGGUCUGCACGAUCGUCGCGCGGGUAGGCGGGGGGCGGAGCGGAAAUUUCUGCCUACCCUACAUUCUGCUUUAAUACAGUGAAAGCUCCUCAUAUGGAAUAUGAAUGUUAAACUUAUGAACAGACAUAAAGACAGCCUCCGUGGCGCAGCGGCCUGCGAGAUGGAUUUACAAGACGGAGGUCUUGGGUUCGAACCUCGUUUGGCCCGAUUGAGGUUUUCUUAAUUGGUCCAGGUCUGGCUGGUGGGAGGCUUCGGCCGUGGCUAGUUACAAUCCUACUGGCAAAGACGUACCGCCAAGCAAUUUAGCGUUCCGGUACAAUGUCGUGUAAAACCGAAAUGGGUGUGGAUUUUCAUUCUACUACUAACAUGUGACAUCUUAGAUUGCAUCAUCACUUACCAUCAGGUGAGAUUUUAGUCAAGGGCUAACUUGUAAAGAAUAAAAAAAAUAUAUUAGUAGUGAUAGCCCAGUGGAUAUGACCUCUGCAAUCGAUUCGGAGGGCAUAGGUUCGAAUCCGGUCUGAGUUUCUCAAACGGUGAAGGAAUGAAAUCACGAGGAAAGCAUACCUGAGAAUUGUCUUAUUUCCCUGUGGUUAAGUCUCCCAAUCCUCAUUGGGCCAGCAUGGUGGACUAUUGGCCUAACCCCUCUCAUUCUGAGAGGAGACUCGUGCUCAACAGUGAGCCGAAUAUGGGUUGUUUUGGAUGAUGAUUAUUAAUUUGUAUUGGAUUAUAGUAACGAUAAGUAAUAAAGCGCGAAUAAGGAGCUCUGACUGUAUGUUUAUCUUAACCUUAGCUUCAAAACACAUAUAAUCGUACUCAAUAAGAUGUUUUAUAUAGAGAUAUACUUGGCAGUACGUACAUAUGACGGGUAAUUGCCUGUCUUGUGCCAUUAAAAAAAAAAAAAUUUUUUAGACUAAUUACUAAAGGACCUGUCUCGCUAGAUGUUACUUUUCUGUCAAAGUAUAUGAUUAACGAUCUAAUGCGAUUAUAAAAACUGUUUCUGGACUAAUUACAUAAGGACUUGCCUCGCUAGACGUUACUUUUCUGUCAAAGUAUAUGAUCAUCGAUCUAAUGCAAUUAUAAAAACUGUCUCUAUAGUAUCUAUGUUUCAUUGUUGUAAUCGUGUUCGUCGGUAAAGGAACUCCGUAAAAUACAUUUUUUGUGUUGUUGAUUGGUGUGAAUAUCGGUCAACAACUUCUAGUUUAGUAUAAGAUAUAUAAUCUAAGCUAGUUUUCCAGACAUGACAGACAAUUUUGAUGUGAAACAUCUGUAGCCGCACGUAAAACCGAUUUCUGGCGUGGCGACGCGUCGCUACGCUAUAUGAUGGUAUAUUCUUACAGUCUAUAUGUAGUAGUGUGUACGGCGUGGCGACCCGUCGCCAUGCGCAGUGCGAGUCUCUCCCACUCGAUCCGGCGUUAAGCCAUCUCUCUCGCUACACUGAGCUCGGAUACCUAUAGUGUAUACAGUGUUGUUUAACUUUUACAAAAUAAUGUCGAUGGUUCACAUCUGUCAGGUUCUUAUGUAAUUAGUCUGAUAGUAGUUAUAGAUUCGUCUCUUUCUAACUAGAGGUAUAUUGUAUGACAAGCUACUUUCUCUUUCACAUAUAAUGUAUGCGUAUAUACUCAUAUGUUGUGUAGACAUAGCAAUAUUCUCACUGUUUUUAGUGCAAUGGUAUUAGUGUAUAACAUAUUAGUAAAAUAUCAUUGCAUUGUGUUAAUAAAUGUAGACAUGUAUAUGUCACCGUUAAAUUAUAAAAUACAUUAGUUUAUAAUCUCCCUCGCGAUAUUGUAAUCUGUCGAUAUACUGUGAACUAAACAUACCCACAGAGGGCAGUUUUAUACUGUUACUGUCACGUAACGUAAACGCUUCUAUGGAAUUAAACCAGCCCCAUCUAGUGGCACUACUGCACAACUGUUUCAAUUCCAUAUAAAUUUGCGUUUACGUCAACGGAACAGUAACAGUAUGAAAAUAUUGAAAACUCCCACUAGGCACACUGAUUACAAUUUAACGUGUUAUUUUUCGGUCUACUAUGUAUUCUAUCGGAAGUGAAACCGUUAAUAAUUUAAUAAUAAAUUAAUAAUAAUAAUAAUUUAUUUAUUCAUCAGAAAGCAGGUUUACAAAGAUUACUUAAAUAUAAUAAGACCCUGAUACUUUCUACCAUAAUAAUUUGGUGUAUGAAAAAUUUAAAUAGACUAUGUAUAAUCCUGAUUUAAAAGCAAACAAAUAAAAAAGAAAACAUAUGUAAUAGCUUAUAAAAUUUAACAUUUUAAGAUUCAAUGAUUAUGACAAAUGUAACUCAAAACUACUGUGACAGAUAAAAUAAAAUAAUAGUCAUAAUAUAUACUGUCAAAAUUAUUAAACCUUGUUAAAUUUAGUGCAAAGUCAAGUAAUUCUUACCAGUGAAAUGUUAAAAUGUCAAUUAAAAUUAUGUCAAACACACAUGUCAAUUAAAAUAAAUUGCAAUCUAACCAUUUGACUCCUAAAUAGACGACCGGUCGCCCGGUCGUCCAUUUAGGAGUCAAUCGUGUCCGUUACGUGACAUGUAAAAAAAUAUAAAGUAAACUAAGGGCAAUAGGCGAGCACAGUAUCAUGCUCCGCGCGAUAGAGGAAUAUAAAGAUUUUUUAAAUGGCUCACAACGGUAGAUUAAAACCGUAUUCCCUGACUGUCGGCUUCUUCAACGCAGACGGACUUUUCGAUAAAAUACUCGCGGGCAGCGAAUGGUUAAAAUCGUCAACUGUCCGAAUUUACCCCUGAUUGGUCGGCCUUACAGCAGACCGUUUUGUGUGCAUAGAGGAAUAAAACACAUAAUAUGACAGUCAAAUAAAAUACUUCAAGAAUUGUGACAUCGCGUAUUUAUUUAUUGUUUAUUAUAUCUAAAGAGUCCUGAAAAUUUAUGUUCUAACCUAAUCUAACCUAACUUUAGAUUUGAUAAAAACAUUAUAUUUAUCAAUAACAACAUUUUACUAAUGUAAGAAUAGUGUUUAAAAUUAAAUGUUUAAAAAAAUCAAUAAACGCACCGGCCACCCGUCCGAUUUUCUUUAUUUUUCUUUUUUUUUUGAUUUGUCCAUUGUAAUUUUUUAUUAUAUUUAUUAUGCCCGCUGUAAUAU